Molecule: messenger RNA, 1834 nt
Organism: Pollicipes pollicipes
Lineage: Eukaryota; Metazoa; Arthropoda; Thecostraca; Pollicipedomorpha; Pollicipedidae
Product: 3'-5' ssDNA/RNA exonuclease TatD
Cellular component (GO): cytosol
Molecular function (GO): single-stranded DNA 3'-5' DNA exonuclease activity
Source: RefSeq, a predicted model, not a curated record
GUGGCCAUGGCAUGCGACCUACAGAAGCCGCUGUUCGUGCAUGAGCGCGAAGCACACAGCGAGCUGGUGUCGGUGCUGGAGGCGUUCGGGAAGCGGCUGCCACCCACCGUCAUCCACUGCUUCACGGGCAGUGCAGAGCAUGCCACCAAGUACCUGCAGAUGGGCUUCUACAUCGGCCUCACGGGGUACGUAUGGAAGGACAAGUCAGAGGAUGGCGUGCGCCGCAUGCUGGAGGACCAGACGAUCCCGCUGGACCGGCUGCUGCUCGAGACAGACUCGCCCUUCAUGUACCCCAACGUGCGCGCCGCCAAAGUGGCCCAGCAUGUCAAGGACAAGCUGUCCGAGCGGGCGCUCCAGUUCCUGCACCGCUACUGCACGUUCCAGCGCAACGAGCCGUGCUCGCUGGCCGCCAGCGCCGAGAUGAUCGCCGCCUACAUGGGCAAGCCCGUGUACGACGUGGCCAUGAAAACCACGUACAACGCGGUCAAGGUGUUCGGGCUCAGCACGUAAGCGGCGCGCGUUGGCGGACGGCGUCUGCCGGCCAAUCACGAACGGGCUCGGCAGCUGACUGCCCUACUCUUGCUCAGCUGACCGGCCGCUAUUGCUCAGCUGGCCGGUCCUUUUCAUGCAGUAGCCUGUUGCAGGACGGGUCGAACCUACGAAACGAAAGUAUCCAACGAUUUGCGGUGGCGAUGUGUGAGUAUGGAAUACGCCGCGGAGCGAUGCGGUCUCUGCGGCUGGCACCGGCUUCUGGCACGCUCCGGGCGGUGCGAUGGAGGGGUCGUGCACAGCUGGAGCUAGCAUGGCUGCUUCCGUUAGCAUUUGCACUGAACCGAUUGACGGAAAAUAUCCUCGUAAGCUUUUGCUGCUUACUCACUCCAGGCUCGGUCCCGCUGUUACCGUUCGUGAGAAGGCUUAGCGUCUGCCAUCUCCACCGCCUGCCACCUGCUCCGCUGUGGUCUUCCAUAAUGCUGCCACUUGACUAUGCACUGAGUCGGGUCUGUCCCCCAACUCCCUCAGUAUGGCGUUACCUGGCGCAUCGUGUGUAGCGCAGCUACUUUUAGUUACGCGCCCGCCUUGAUUACGGUGCUGCGCGUUUUUGUUUGUUUGACACCCGGCUGCGGCUGCUAGUGACGCCUACGUUAUUGUCUGCUGUGUCUUUCGCACAAGCCUUAGUUCGUUUUAUAGUGCUGUGUUUCGCACAGCUAUGAUUCUUAGUUGCAUCUGUCUGGUUCAUGGUGCUUUGUCUGCACAGAUUUUAAUCUUUGUUACAACUGUCCCCGUGUUGGUGCGAAGUUGACGCGCAGUUACGCUGCUAUUUAUCUGUGUCCCCGUUUAUGGUGCUGCGUCUGCCACACGGCUACGGAUCUUAGUGACAAUAGCAGCGCGGAUGUUUUGUUUUGUCCGCGUGCGGGCGAGCUCCGUUGACGUCGGACCGCGCUUGUCCGUCCCUAGUUGCAAUACGUCCCUAGUGCCGUGCUGGGUGGGCUAUCCGGCCCUAGCGCCGGACCGCUGGGUAGAGAUUGGUGCGAGGUAGAGGAGGCCGCCGAGAUGUGCGACGCGGCUGAGAUUAUCGCUCUGGCCGGAGCCGGCCGGCGCCAGCUCUAGGGCCUGCGCUAUCAGAAGCAAUCGGUGCCAAAGACGGCUAUCUUGUGUUACCGCCGUGUGCGGAGCGCGCGUGCUCGGCCGGCGCGGCAGCCCUUUCGUCGGCCACCGCCAUCACCGGGGUGUUGGUUGUGUGGUGUGUCGCCGCACUAUGUCUCCGGAUGGCCAGGACCGCUCCUGUGAUACCAUGUGCCUAUGCUACCGUGACAAUAUACUGAGAGAACGCGCG